AUGGAUAACUCGUCUUGCUCUUCGGUGGCUACUGGUCCUCCUCAGGCGUCUUUCCUUCAGAGGACGCUGCAACACUUGUCCUCCACACAGUGCCUGAAGCUGAGAGCAGAGGACGCUCCUCCUGUCGCUGUAGUCGCUCUUCAGAGGUACUUAAGUGAGCCAGUUGUGGGUGAGCAACCCGACAGCUACAGCUACGAUGUGACGGUCACCGACGGAGUCUGGAGAGCCAAAUGCUUUGUUCACUCAAGUUUAAAUCACCUGGUGCACACAAACACCCUGAGGACCGGGACUGACAUCAGCAUCACGCAGUGCUCUUAUGUUUACAAUGAGAAGAGACUGGGCCACGGUUACAUGCGCAUUGAGAAGCUAAACUGUGGUGCAGGGAGGUCUGAAGUCCUGCCCCGGGUGAAGGAUGUGAGUGCACUGCCCUUGCUGGUGAAGCAGGGCAUGGAGAGGAGCGUGGUGCUGCAGAGUGAUGUGCCUCUUCAGGUGAGCCGCAAACAUUACCUGUCUCUGUGGAACAACGACGAUCCAGAGGGAGACAUAUGGACCUCAGGAUCCCCCUCAUCCGUCACAGUGCUGGACGUGUCCAAGAUCACUCCUCUUAGUAGUCUGGAGCCAUCCUUUAGAAACGCAAUGAGAUCUUCCCCUCUUCCUCUCCUUGUGAAGAUAAUACACAAAUCCAGAUUACGAUAUUAUGGGAAAUUUGGACUCAAAAUUGAUUACCCCUACCAGGCGUACUUUGAAGUCGCUGAUCAAAGCGGUACAAUGUCCCUCGUGCUUUGGAACGAACUUUGUCCAGAGUUUUACCAGAGACUGAAUGUUGGCACAGUGUUGUACCUCCAAAAUUACGCCCUGAAACAGAGUUAUUCACACCGCUCACGCCCGCAAAUGGACCAUUACAAGCUGAGGAGCUUUAACUCUGUAGAAAUCUGCCUGAACCGACACAACCCAGUGUCAGUCAUCACUGUAGUCUCACCGAAGAGUGUACUGCCGCAGUGGAGAUUACCUGAGCUUUCCUACCAGUUCACCAAGAGGUCAGAGUUGGACAAAUUAGCCAACAAUGUUGCAUGUGACAUCAUUGGUUUGGUAUUAUUUGUUGGUCGUGUUGAACGACUAAAGAGUAAAAGCGACAAGGGUCCAGAGAAGUUCUGGACGUACCGCUGGGUCCACGCUGUGGACGGAUCCACUGAGCAACCUUUUAUCCUGGAGGUGUUUUCUUCUUCUCAGCCUGAAAUCUUCAGUCAUAUUUGCCCCAUGACCUACCUGGUGUGCACUCACAUGAGGGUGUGUCAGGUGGAAGGCUCAUCACCCUACCUCACAAGCAGCUGUGAGACAGAGAUGUUCAUCACAGGGUAUCACAAAGGUCAGCCAUAUGUGAAGGACCCUACAGUGAAGAGCUUCAUCCAGUGGACCAAGACUCUGAAGGACAACAUCAUCCUCCAGAGGACCACUAUUGGUGGCCAUUAUUGUUAUCCUCAUGCUCCGAAGACAUUCACCCAGUCAAUGAUAAACGCCUCAGGACAAGCUCCUCUGGUUUCUGCAGCUGACUUGAAGAGAGAGUUGGAGACCCUUCAAUACAGGGAACAUAAAAAACUUGCAAUUCAAGGACAGAUCACAGCAGUGCGAUAUAUGAACAGCCCAAAGAGCACAGAGUCCCAAGGCCCAGAGGGGAAACGGGUACCAGAUGUUUCUACUGAUGCGUGUGAACAAGCUGUGCUAGACACACACAACAAUCCCACCACUGCUGAGGCCAGUGUAAUAUCUCCAUCUUCUGAGGACAUCUCAGCAAACAGAAGGAAAAGAAGAAUGAGAAAAGCCCAGCAGUCCUCCUCGAGUCAUGGUAGUACGCCACCAAAAAGGAGGUCUGGACAUGAAAAUACAGAGGGAGGUCGAGGGCAGGAAGAAGAACAGCAGGACUCAGAAUCAGAGGCAGUGCAGGAUGUUGAAUAUGGCUUAAAACCACAAAAUCAAGACUCUGACGUAUUAUCCUGGGAAAGCAGCAGCUGGCUGAAGCAACAACAAGAAAUGUCUGAGCAUUUGUGUCGAGGCAGUCUGUACCAGGACAGCAUCUCUCGAAGGUUCACGGUUGAUGAAAAGAAUGUACUCCUGCAGUGGAGUAACCUUCAGGCCUUGCGGUGGACACCAGAGCAAAGUGCUGACCCCACCCCACCCGUGGGUUGUCCAGGCUACUACCUGAUAACAAUAUUAGGCAUAAACAAGCAGAUAGCCGUUGAUGCUGCAUAUUUUCCUGUUGUGCGCUCCAACGAGCCCAGGGCUGUAGGUCUUCCUCAGCAUCCCCACGGCAACACGAUGCUGUCCUGCCUGUCGUCAGGAUUCCUCUGCCCUCUCAGUGACGCGGCCAACCACAAUGACGUAACACUUCCUGAGCCAGAGGAGAUUUUGGUGACUGCCAGUGAGCUGGAGGAUACACAUGUGGUGUGCAUCUUGGACCUUUGUCACCUGGGUGGAGAUAAGGUGGAAGUCCUGAUCAACAAGGUGUACAGAGUGACGGAGGUUUCCAUUAACUAGGUUUUAGAAAAACAUGGUCAGCUCUGUGAGAGUAUCUUGUAAUUAUGUUCAGCAGGCAUUAAUUAUGUUCAUUAUUAAAAUUCAAAUUAU
Molecule: messenger RNA, 2622 nt
Organism: Scomber japonicus (chub mackerel)
Lineage: Eukaryota; Metazoa; Chordata; Actinopteri; Scombriformes; Scombridae
Gene: radx
Product: RPA1 related single stranded DNA binding protein
Exons: 15
Coding region: 1-2532 (843 amino acids)
Biological process (GO): regulation of DNA repair
Cellular component (GO): replication fork
Molecular function (GO): single-stranded DNA binding
Source: RefSeq, a predicted model, not a curated record